Messenger RNA from Guillardia theta CCMP2712, 638 nucleotides. RefSeq lists its product as hypothetical. The coding region runs from base 10 to 555 and encodes 181 amino acids. Gene Ontology annotation, cellular component: 90S preribosome; preribosome, small subunit precursor; nucleolus. The transcript has 5 exons. Lineage: Eukaryota; Cryptophyceae; Pyrenomonadales; Geminigeraceae. Gene Ontology annotation, biological process: maturation of SSU-rRNA from tricistronic rRNA transcript (SSU-rRNA, 5.8S rRNA, LSU-rRNA). The record is from RefSeq and is a predicted model, not a curated record.
GCAGCCGCCAUGGGGAAAGCAAAGAAACCGAACAAACAAAUGGAAGAUGAACGUGGAGGGGGAGGGGAGAAGAAUGCCAUGAGGGAGAAGUCAUCUGACAAGCUCUUUGCCAAGCCGUUGAGAGGCAUCAGCAAGCAAUCUCCCUCCCGUCCUGCAGCAAAUUUAGGUGUACAGAAUAAAAUCAUCGAGAAGAUGAAGAUGAGCUCAGAAAACAUGUCAAGAGGGCAAAGAAAAAGACUGGCGAAGAAGUCAAAUGUGAUCAGAAGAAAGGAGAUCGGCUCUGCUAUUGUAUCGAAGGCUUUAAAGAUACAGGAUGGCAGUCUAGGGGAUUUGGAUUGCCUUACCUUAGCUCUUCCUUCCUCUCAAUCCUCAGCACCUUCACAACAGAACAAGAAAGGCCCCGGCAAGAUGACGAUCAAGAAGCAAAGACGAAUGCUCAUUGCAGAGUCUCAACAACUCCAAUCUGUUUUGACGCAUCCUCUCUUCCAGUCAAAUCCGAUAGGAACAAUCCACGAUCACCUCGAGAACUCGAUUCGACUUUCGAAAAGCGUCUAGGGGUAGAACAAUACCUCGCUGUAUAUUAGAGCCAGCUCACAUUCUUUCAAUUGCUAUUAGACUUUAAAGAAAUCUCAAGUCGA